This is a messenger RNA of Salvelinus fontinalis (brook trout), 6350 nucleotides long. Its product is annotated as zinc finger protein 850-like. The record is from RefSeq and is a predicted model, not a curated record. Lineage: Eukaryota; Metazoa; Chordata; Actinopteri; Salmoniformes; Salmonidae. The coding region runs from base 340 to 4320 and encodes 1326 amino acids. The transcript has 18 exons.
UCGGUCUUUUUACUGUUAAGCUAGCAAGUUUAUAGUUAGCCGAUGGUAGCUUCUUAUCUUCCCAUUUUUGCAUUUGCUAAUACAACUAUUCAGCUAUGAACUUCGCUUUUGUCUUACGUUCAUCGGCCACAGGACUUCGUUGAACAGCAACUUUUGGAGAACACCGUACUAUUAUGUACUGGGCAACAUCGUAAGCCUAACAGGUUAACAGGUUUAGCUACUGUUAGCCAUGGCCCUGUCCUGUGUGACAUGACAACUUUCCCGACCUGCUGAUGGUCCGUGUGUCAUCUCAGUGAUCCUAUGAUAUUCCUGCCUGGUGGACCAUCUUAACAACACAGCAUGGAUGAGGAGUCUGUCGACCAAGCGGCCAGCCUGUCUCCUCUUCGCCACAACGCUGGAGCUGACUGUAACCAUGGUGACCAGAGCUCACUGUUGAGCCAGCAGAAGAUGGUGUUGGAAAACCACGAUUAUCUCCAUCGUUGUGAAACACUGGCCUCAAAGGUUUCAGCGGAAGAGAGAGGAGUGUGGUGUGAGUCUGAUGUCUCUGUAGUACAACAGAACAACCUCUACAACACAACAUCAUCCACUAAGAAGUCUUUCCCCUGCUCUGUGUGUGGACGACUCUUCAUUACAAAACAGUCCCGGGACCGACACAUGAAGACCCACACGGGAGAGAAGCCGUUCCACUGCACCGUGUGUGGGAAGAGCUUCUCUCAGCAGUCCUCCUUUAGGAUACACCAGCGGAGCCACACUGGGGAGAAGCCCUACCGCUGCCUUGCACCUGACUGUGGGAAGAGCUUCUACCAAUCAGGAGCCUUGUUGAGACACGGAAGGGGUCACGCUGAGGGGUCGACUAGACUAAGAGCUGCUGGAGAUGUGCUGCCUCACCAACAGGAGCUGCUUGUCCAACAGGACGAUACUAGUAACAAGAAUUCUAAACUUCAGGCUGUAGUGGAUGUGCUGCCAGAACAACAGGAGGUCCGUCUGGCUCAAGGAAACAGUCCUGCUUCUCCUCCCAGCUCCGUCUCCUCUCCACCGGGAGGACUAGCUGUCCGACACCGGCAGAACCACAACAACACUUGCCACACCUGUCAGAAGUGCGGAGAGCAGUUCCAUACCUUCUACAAGCUGCGUGUCCACCUGACCACCCACAGGGGAGAGAAGCCCUUCUCCUGUCCAGACUGUGGUCAACGCUUCUCAGCCCGGGGGUACAUGGAGUCACACCAGAGGGUACACAUCAAGGAGAGACCACACCCCUGCCCCGACUGUGGUAAAAGGUUCCUCUCCCUGGGAGACCUGAAGAGACACCAGCAGAGCUUUUCCGAGGAGAGACCGUACAGCUGCUCCGAGUGCAGGAAGAGUUUCACCCAGCCGGGGUUCCUAAGGGCACACCAGAGGACACACACCGGGGUAAAAGGUUACCGCUGCCCCUACUGUCACAAGGACUUCUUCACUGCCUCCAGUCUGAGGAGACACAGGAAGCAGGUGCAUGCGGAAGAGACCGUCACGCUGCCCCCUAGUGGUGGACUCCAGCUGUCACAUGCUGGAGAGAGCCUGGGUCAAGCUGAAGCUGGUGUACCAGGACUGAAGGUCAUAGUGAAGGAGGAGGAGGAUCCUGCUUUUGGAGACAUUUCUAACAACCACCACUCUGAGACUACUGAGGAGAGUCUCCCUGCAGCCGUAGAGCAUAAACAGCAACACCAUAAACAGCAUCACAGCUGUCACAGAAGAGCCCACCCCUGCCCUGUGUGUGGAAAGGAGUUUCCCAUUGCAUACAAGCUACAAGUCCAUAUGAGAAUCCACACUGGAGAGAAGCCUUACUCCUGCUCUGUGUGUGGGAAGAGCUUCGCCCAGAAGGGGAGCCUGACGCUCCACCAGAUUGUUCACACCGGAGAGAAACCUUACUCCUGCCCCGACUGCGGGAACACCUUCUCCCAGAUGAUCAGCCUGAAGAGACACCAACUGCUGCACACGGGAGAGAGACCGUACCGCUGCUCCGAGUGUGGGAGAAGCUACACCCAGCAGAGAAACCUGAGGGCCCACCAGCUGAAGCACACAGCAGAGAGACUUCACCGCUGCUCUGUGUGUGGGAAGAGCUUCUUCACACCCUCAGGACUCAGGGAUCACCAGAGGUCUCACACAGGAGAGAAACCAUUCCUCUGCUCUGUGUGUGGGAAGAGCUUCUCACGGCCUGGUCUCCUGAGAGAACACCAGCAGACUCACACAGAAGAUGGUGGACAGGUGGAGCGAAACCGCAGCAAGGACCCUGGUGACCGAUCAAGCCCCAAACCCAAAGAGUCCCUUGGUAAAAUUCUGGGACUGAAAAAGGGGAAGGAGGCGAGAGAAGAGGAUGAGGAACUUGGUGGUUUGAUUAAUUCCGACGGAGAGGAAAUUGGUCACGAUUCUCUUUCUAGAAAAAGCCCUGUCCCAGUCUUUGUUAGCGGUGAGAUUCCCUCGACAUCAGCAGAACCUGAACAACACCAACAAAUCCAGGAGAAACGGUGCAGAACCAAGAAGCCUCACCUCUGCUCGGUGUGUGGAAAGGAGUUCCCUAAACCAUCGAAGCUAGUUGCACAUCUCCGCACACACAGUGGAGAGAAACCCUUCCGCUGCUCCGUGUGCGGUAGAGGUUUCUCCACAGGGGGUAUCACUCUACAGAGACACCUUCUGACACACACGGGGGAGAAACCUUACCACUGCUCUGUCUGUGGGAAGAGGUUCAUCCAGCGAGGGAAUCUGUUAAAACACCAGAAGGUACACACCGGAGAGAAACCUUACUCCUGCUCCGUGUGUGGACGGAGUUUCCCUCGAUUUGAGCGUCUGAAGGACCACCAGCGGACACAUACAGGAGAGAAACCUCAAUCUUGCGAUGUCUGUGGGAUGAGGUUCUCCUACGCGUCCUCCCUCAAGGUCCAUCGCAGGAUGCACACCGGGGAGAGACCUUACCAGUGCUCUGUCUGUGGGGAGAGCUUCAACUCAACAGCAAACCUGAGGAAACACAGACAGUCCCACACUGGAGAUAAUAGGUCUGCUACCAUGAAGAAGGGUCGGCUCCUGAGGUCGUCCCACACUGGAGAUAAUGGGUCUGCUGCUGUUACUGGAGGAUUUCAGACUGCUGGAGGUGACGCUCAGGGAACCGUCGUCAAAGAUAAACGCUCUCUUGGUCCUGACCAAGGCCACGGUGAAGGCUGCUGUCAAACAUCUACCUCAUAUAUCCAUAGUAACGAAGAGGAGGAGGAAGAGGAAGUGGGUGGUUUGAUCAAUUCCGAAGGAGAAGAAGUUAAUUGGGAUUACCUCAGUCCUGGAUCUACAGCAUUGCAGGGUCCGAAGUCAGUUUCUGAAAAGUUUGAGAACCAAGUUGAAGAUGAAGAAGAAGAUGGUGAUGAUGUGGAAGAAGAGGAAAUUGGUGGUCUGAUCAAUUCAGACGGAGAAGAAAUUGGUUGGGAUCGUCAUCGUAUCAGACAGAGUGUCAGCCGUCCUUCUGACAGCGAGGAGAGUCCUUCCGCAUCAGGAGAACCUGAACAACACCAGGAGAAUCACAACAACACCAAGACCAAGUCUCACCACUGCUUUAGAUGUGGGAAAGACUUUGCCAACAUCUCUAACCUUCGGCGACACCAGAAGAGACACUCAGAAGAGAAUUCCGAACACAGAUCCGACAGCGAAGCCAGGAAGUCCCACUGCUGCCCAGAAUGUGGAAGAGACUGUAAGAAGCUAUCAGCUCUACAUAAACACAUGAAGAUCCACACAGGAGAGAAGCCGUACCCUUGCUCCGUGUGUGGGAAACAGUUCCGUGAAAGAACAGCCCUCCGAGACCACCAGAAAGUGCACACGAGAGAAAAACCUUACCCUUGCCCCGACUGUGGGAAGAGGUUCGCUCACUCAGGAGCUAUGAAGAGACACCUGCUGACGCACACCGGAGAAAAACCUUACUCCUGCUCUGUGUGCGGGAGGAGCUACACCCAGAUAGGGCGACUGAGAGAACACGAGCGAACACACAGCGAGGAGAAACACGACUGUUCCAUCUGUUGGAGGAGCUUCUCCAAAGCUACGGCCCUCGUCACUCACUUCAGGACCCACACUGGAGAGAGACCCUACAGCUGUGAGGAGUGUGGGAAGAGCUACGUACGAACCCAGAACCUCCGAGCCCAUCAGAGGAAAAGUCACAACAGCUCAGUACCAAACCCUGGGACUGGGACAGGGCAAGACCUGGCUGCAGGGGUGAAGAGUGAAGAGGAUUCUGUUAGUAUCAGUGAUGAAGAGGAGAAGGAGUUGAUGCUGGCAGGGUGGAGGAAAACGACGACUAGCCUUACACAUUAGGACAGAUUCCUCUUUGUGCUGACCAUCUCUAGACACCGAAUGAAUACAAUGGACCAAAACAAGGACCAGCCGUCCACAUAGGAUUUUCUGCAUCAAAAAUGGUACUCUAUUCCCUCAAUACCAGGUCCUGGUCAAAACUAGUGCACUACAUAGGGAAUAGGGUGACAUUUGGGAUGCAGUUAGUCUUUGUGGUGAUGAUCUGUAGACAAAGAACCAAUAGAAUGGACUGUAGUUCUAAAUUCCACCAUAGGAGGGCAGCAAAGUCGGACGAAAAUUAUUAGUGUUGAGAAAUUGAGUUUGAUCUAAAACAUACACUACAUGACUAAAAGUAUGUGGACACCUGCUCAUCUAACAUCUCAUUCCAAAAUCAUUCUCAUUAAUAUGGAGUCGGUCCCAACUUUGCUGCUAUAACAGCCUCCACCUCUUCUGGGAAGGCUUUCCACUAGAUGUUGGAACAUUGCUGCGGGGACUUGCUUCCAUUCAGCCACAAGUGCGUUAGUGAGGUCGGGUACUGAUGUUGGGCGAUUAGGCCUGGCUCGCAGUCAUCGUUCCAAUUCAUCCCAAAGGUGUUCGAUGGGGUUGAGGUCAGGGCUCUGUGCAGGACAGUCAAGUUCUUCCACACUGGUCUGAACAAACCAUUUCUGUAUGGACCUCACUUUGUGCACAAGGGCAUUGUCAUGCUUAAACAGGAAAAGGCCUUCCCCAAACUGUUGCCACAAAGUUGGAAGCACAGAAUCGUCUAGAAUGUCGUAUGCUGUAGCGUUAAGAUUGGUGGCGAACUUUACACCACUCUGCCCGACGCUUGGUAUUGAGCAUGGUGAUCUUAGGCUGUGUGUGGCUGCUCGGCUAUGGAAACCCAUUUUGUGUAUCUCCCGACGAACAUUUAUUGUGCUGAUGUUGCUUCCAGAGGCGAUUUGGAACUCGGUAGUGAGUGUUGCAACCGAGGACAGGCGAUUUUUACACACUUCAGCACUCUGCGGUCCUGCUCUGUGAGCUUGUGUGGCCUACCACUUUGUGUGGCCUACCGCUUUGUGUGGCCUACCGCUUGUGUGGCCUACCGCUUUGUGUGGCCUACCGCUUUGUGUGGCCUACCGCUUUGUGUGGCCUACCACUUGUGUGGCCUACCACUUGUGUGGCCUACCACUUGUGUGGCCUACCGCUUUGUGUGGCCUGCCGCUUUGUGUGGCCUACCGCUUUGUGUGGCCUACCGCUUUGUGUGGCCUACCACUUGUGUGGCCUACCGCUUUGUGUGGCCUACCGCUUUGUGUGGCCUACCGCGUUGUGUGGCCUACCGCGUUGUGUGGCCUACCGCUUUGUGUGGCCUACCGCUUUGUGUGGCCUACCGCUUUGUGUGGCCUACCACUUUGUGUGGCCUACCACUUUGCGGCUGAGCCGUCUUUGCUCCAAGAAGUUUCCACUUCACAAUAACAGCACUUACAAUUAGUUGAACAGGUGGCAUCCUAUGACGGUGCCACAUUGAAAGUCACUGAGCUCAUCAGUAAGGCCUUUUUACUAGUUUGUCUAUGGAGAUUGCAUGGCUGUGUGCUCGAUUUGAAACACCUAGCAGCAAAGGAUGUGACUUAAAUAGCCGAAUCCACUCAUUUGAAAGGGUGUCCACAUACUUUUGUAUAUAUAGUGUAUAGAAGGGUUGUCUUUAAUUUUUUUAAACUGCAUUGUUGGUUAGGGGCUCGUAAGUAAGCAUUUCACUGUAAAGUCUACACCUGUUGUAUUCAGCGCAUGUGACUAAUACAAUUUUAUAGUCACGAAAAUGAUGCGUGCAAGUGGAUGGGGCAGAAGGCCAUGAGUUAUGAUUCUGAACGUCAUAUAGCAAGCAACAGUGAUAAGAAGCUGCCAUAGUUUCACCUUGUUCUCGAUACCAUGUCUUGUUGUGACUGAUGUCUCAUCUACGCUAAUAUGGCUAAAAUUCACUAGCUAGCUAACCAACAACUGUAACGAUAUAUUUGAGCUAUUUGAAUAAGUGCUCAUUGUGCAAAUGUAUUGGUUUUCAAUAAACAUUUGGAGAAUAAAAA